AUGACGAAGCUGCAACAUGUGGACGAGCAGCUCUUUGAGAUGACAUCUUCGAGAGCCUUGGAUCUGGUUCCGACCUUUAAAAUGAUGGAGAUCUCCAGCAUUGCAUGGACCUUCGCGUCGAGCCAAGUGUUUGCGGAGCCUUUGAUGUCUGCACUCAGUCGCCAGGUGGCUCGGCACCUGCAGCGCCCUGAGCGCAAGUCCGCCCGCAGCCUGGCAGGGAUCCUGUGGGCGCUGGCCAAGACGCUCUGGCCGGACGAGGCCCUCGAAGAGGCGCUGGCGACGGAAAUCCUUUCGCAUGAGUUAAAUCCACACAGCCUGGCAGCCACCGUCUGGUGCAUGGCUCGCCUCACCUUGCGCCACCUCGCCCUCCAGCACCUGGGCUCGGGCGCCGGCCUCGCCCAGGCAGUUCAGCACUUCGGCGCGCAGGAGUCGUCCAACAGAGGCUGA
Messenger RNA from Durusdinium trenchii, 447 nucleotides. Lineage: Eukaryota; Dinophyceae; Suessiales; Symbiodiniaceae. The record is from the annotation of a GenBank genome assembly.